Messenger RNA from Betta splendens (Siamese fighting fish), 2083 nucleotides. RefSeq names its product RNA-directed DNA polymerase from mobile element jockey. The record is from RefSeq and is a predicted model, not a curated record. Lineage: Eukaryota; Metazoa; Chordata; Actinopteri; Anabantiformes; Osphronemidae.
CUGGACCCGCUCGCAUAAAAUGGUGGAAACUAACUGAAAACAAAGAUCACUUCAAGGAGAAAAUUGAACAGCUCGCCAUUGAUCCUGACAAGUCAGUAAUUUUGAUUUGGGCCAGUGUAACCGAACAUAUCCGAAAAACGGCCAAAGAAGUGGUAGGAGAGACCAAACCGGCAAAACGCUUUGUUGAGAAGCAAAUCUGGUGGUGGAACGAAGAAGUGCAAAGUAUCGUCAAAGAAAAGAAGACCGCUUUCAAGAAAUGAAAACAAACACCCGAAUGACAACCAUCAUUACAAAGCCUGCGAGAUCUGCCCACUACGACCAAUUAUACGCUGAUUUAGACUCGCCAGAAGGAGUGAACAAGAUCUAUCACCUAGCCAAGUCGCGAAAUCGCUCAACACAAGAUAUCGGUCAGGUCAAAUCAGCAAUCAAGAAUUUCCCCACCCGCCUAUCGAGAGUGCAGACCCGGUAUUCGGUCCCGUACAACCAAUUACAGCUGCCGAAGUGGAACGUGCAGUCAAGAACGGGAAGGCCACUGGACCAGACGACAUACCAGCCGAGGUCUGGAAGCUCCCUUGGACGUCCUGGAGCCGAACUUCUGGCAGAUCUGUUCAACAACAUCACCACCACAGGCAUAGCCCCCGAAAGACUGGACGACAAGCAUCACCGUACCAAUAUGGAAGAACAAAGGUGAUGUAGCCAAGUGCUCAAACUACCGUCCUAUCCGCCUCCUAUGCUAUGCCAUGAAGAUAUGCGAAAGAGUUAUCGACGCCUCUAUCCGCAACAUCAUCACCAUCACCCCAAACCAAUGCGGCUUUGUUAAAGGAAGUGGUACUACAGACGCCAUCCACGCGGUUCGCCUACCAUUGGAAAAACAAUGGGAAAAGAACAAGUCGGUCCAUAUGGCCAUCUUAGACCUGGAAAAGGCCUUCGACAGGGUGCCCCACGACCUCAUUUGGCACUCCUUACGAUCCCAUGAAGUCCCAGAGGCGUAUGUGGAAUGGAUCAAGCUUCUCUACAUCAACGUCACCAGCACUGUCAGAUGCGCAGCAGAACUAUCACCACCCUUCCUCAUCACAGUCGGAGUCCACCAGUGGUCUGCCCUCUCUCCUCUACUUUUCAUCCUAUGUAUAGACACCAUCAAAGCCGACCUACAACUGCCGCACCCGUGGUCCCUUCUAUUCGCUGACGACGUGUUCCUCUCAAGCAAAGACCGAGAUGAGACCCAAGGCAGCACCCAAAGUUGGAAGAAUAGGCUUGUUGAAUAUGGCCUACGACUCAACAUCCUGAAAACGGAAUACAUGGAAGGUGGCCCCCAAACCGAAGGAACCAUCAGAGUAGGCGACGAAGAACUUAAGAAGACCGAAAAAUUCCGAUACUUGGGUUCAGUUAUCAGCAGCGACGGGAGCAUCACCGCAGACAUCCGAGCAAGAAUAAAUGCAGCUUGGCUGAAGUGGAGACAAGUCACCGGCAUUCUGUGCGACAAAAGGAUGCCAGACCGCCUCAAAGGGAAGAUCUACAAGACUGUCGUCCGCCAGUGCUGGCCUGCCUCUUCCACUCAUGAGCGGACCCUCAAUACCAUGGAAAUGAAGAUGCUUCGAUGGAGCUUGGGAGUUACCAGGUGGGAUCGCAUCAUGAACGAGGACAUCCGUAAGAGGCUUGGGGUGGCACCAAUCAAAGAGAAGAUGCUUGAAUCACGACUUCGGUGGUACGGCCAUGUGGUCCGCAGCGAUGAAGACUCCGUCUCAAGAACAGGAAUGCGCAUUGAACCUACUGGACGUCGGCCAAGAGGAAGACCCAAAAAGCGUUGGAUGGACCGAAUUAAGGAAGACCUAAAGAUCGUUAGGGCCUCCCCCGAAGAUGCCCUCGACAGGACCAAAUGGAGAAAUCUUUGCCAAAGAGCGGACCCUGCGCAAGCGGGACAAGCGCCAGGAUAGAAGAAGAUUUCAGGUGAUAGAGAAGGUGAGACUGUUGGUACCGCAUGUACCUAUACCAAAUGAAUCUGUUUAGCUCAAUAGCCUGAGCUACUUUUAGUAAGUAAGUUAGGGCCAGAUGGAGUAAGUUUUAUCUGUAAAUAGCUAAAUUG